Molecule: messenger RNA, 1871 nt
Organism: Coffea eugenioides
Lineage: Eukaryota; Viridiplantae; Streptophyta; Magnoliopsida; Gentianales; Rubiaceae
Product: beta-1,6-galactosyltransferase GALT29A-like
Exons: 1
Coding region: 501-1664 (387 amino acids)
Molecular function (GO): sialyltransferase activity
Source: RefSeq, a predicted model, not a curated record
AUUCCAAGCCAAAUGGAAUCACCAACAAACAAAUCAAUCAUCAGAACUACCAACUCAACCCACCUUCCCUUUGUGACCGUCUCCCCUAAACCUGCCGUCCCCGCUUCUAGUCUUCAUCACUUCCAUCUCGACUCUCCUCCCAUGUCCAUAUAAUCCCGCGACUCCCCUGAUCCGUAUCAAACCCACCUCAAUCUUCACCCAGAUAUUGCAUACGAAUCUACUCCAAAGCUCAGCUCCUGCUUCUUCUUGGCUCUCAAGACUUGCGAAAGAUCCCACAUUUUAUCAGUUCUUGAUGUUUAAGGGACGCUUGUUUUGACGAGUCCAUAGUACAGUAUAUUGUUUCCUUCUUCUUGCAAUAUGAAUCAGAUUCGGAAUAUCCUUAUUUUCUCCAAAUUCUUGCAUAUUAUUGGCCAUUCUCUUUAGCAAUUCAAGGCUGUCAUAGUCAGAUUAGAUCUCUUGCUUUCCAAGUUUUGAGCUGAGCUGCGAAGGUAGACAGCCCGAUGAAGCGAACUGUCCACCAUUUAUUCAGUGUACUCUUCUUGUUGGGGGUCGUAGGACUGCUUUCCUUCAGGGUUAUCCUUCGCCAGAGCUCUAUUCAGCUGAGAAAUGAGAGCCCUUUCGCGGAAGUUGCGAAUUUUCGAGUAGAUAAUGAGACCCUUUUGAAGUAUGCUGCGAUUGAUGUUGGUGAGCCUAAGUUGAAGCAGGAGAUUGAGGAGUUGUUAGAGGGGAAUUUUCGGAACCAGGGUCGUCAUAGAUCAUUUCUGUCAUCAGGGAAAUAUCGGAUUGAUGUUAGAGCUAGGUCAGCUAGGGGUCUACCGGUGCAGGUCCGUUCACCUGAGUUUAAUCAAUUGUGGUUGAGCUUUCGGAGACACUUGCAUGAUUGGUCUAGAAAUAGGAGGUUUCAGUCAGAUAUUAUGUUGGAUUUGGUUAAUGAGCUCAAGGAUUUGAUGGAUAAAAAUGGUGGUAAAACAGAAGGGUUGGGAAGAAAGUACAAGUCUUGUGCUGUUGUUGGAAAUAGUGGGAUUUUGCUGAAGACGGCGUAUGGGAAGUUGAUUGAUAGUCAUGAGGUUGUUAUAAGGUUGAAUAACGCAAGGAUAGGGAGUUUUGAAAACAAAGUAGGAAAGAAAACUAAUAUUUCCUUUGUGAAUAGCAACAUACUACGCCUGUGUGCGCGGAGGGAAGGCUGUUAUUGCCAUCCUUAUGGGGCUGAUGUGCCAAUAGUUAUGUAUAUGUGCCAGCCUGCGCAUUUCUUGGAUUUCUUGGUUUGUAAUUCUUCGCACAAAGCGCCGUUGAUUGUUACUGAUGCACGGUUUGAUGUGUUGUGUGCCAGGAUUGUGAAGUACUACUCGCUGAAACGGUUUCUUGAGAUAACAGGGAAGGAUGUUGAGGCCUGGAGCGCUGUUCAUGAUGGGGCUAAUUUCCAUUACUCUUCAGGCAUGCAAGCUGUAAUGCUUGCUGCGGGGGUUUGUGACAAGGUCAGCAUCUUUGGCUUUGGAAAAUCAGCCGCUACUAAGCACCAUUACCAUACUAAUCAGAAAGCUGAGUUGGGUUUACACGAUUAUGAGGCAGAGUAUGACUUCUACGGAGAUUUGGUGGCGAGACCAAAGGUAAUACCAUUCAUCUCAGACAAGUUUCGGUUCCCUUCUGUUACUAUAUAUCAAUGACAUUGUCUUGAUACAUCUAGCUCUGUAAACUGGCAGACGUUUUGUUGAGAUUACGUUUACCUGUUCUUUGGCAGCCUUCCACAUGAUAGGAGAGUAGAAUAGCACAAUUGUAUUUUGAAAAUCAGGCAAAGCAUCAGCCCAAGAAAUUUUGGGUGAAUUGUAACAGUAAAAUUGAAUGAAAUGCAAAUUCUUAUACUUUUGACUUUA